UAGCCGCUUCUUACAGUACAGUAGAGUAAUUUGAGCUGCUGGAACAUACAUACGUGUACGAAGCGCGCGCUUGCAACGACGUCGGGUCUACGGGGCAGGUUUCUCGCUGAAUUUUUUUUUUUUGCUUUUGGGGUCUCCAAAUCGCUUAAGAAUUUACGAAUUUACGCGCAACGCAAUCGGGGGAAUAUAUACGAAAAAACGCGUUUAAGAGAAGGGGAAAGGGUUAAAAGCAACAGUUGUUGGUUUUAGAUUUUUUAUUUUUUUUUUGAAAAAAAAAUUCGUUAAUAUUUUCAAAAAUUCCAUUAAAACGUGUUUUCGGCGCAAAUUUUAUUCUUUUCUCGAAAAGUGUUUUGUGAAACGUGAAAUUCCGAAAUUGAUUUUUGCAAAUCAGUUCGUAAAAGUGACACAGAACUGGUUAUUGCACAGAAGCGCUGAUACAACUUAUGGACUUUGUGUGAAUUUUGUUCAAUAAGAAAUCAAUACCAAUACAGCAACAAAAAGCAAAAACAACACGACCCAACAUACAGUGAACAGUGAACACACAAAUGCCAGUUAAGCUAGAAUGACAACAACAAAAACACACUUAUAGCAGACGUCAAGCAAAAAAAACAUAAGAAAACCGGACUUGGAAUGGCUGAAAUUCCAAUGGUGACAGAAUCAGACAAAAUAAAAAUAAUGAAAAAAUAAUUAUACAACUAAGAAAUAAAAUAAAAUAAGUAAAUGAAGAAUAAAAGAAAUAGUUUGGAAAUAAAAAUAGAACUAAAAAUAUGCAAAUAAAGUCAAUCGUUUAAACGAUUUCAAAAUCGGCCGGCGCAUACCAACACAACACUGAAAAAAAAUAAAUAAAAUAACAAAAAAAUAUUUACAUAAAACAGAAACCAGUUUUCGAGAUAAAUUUCGUAUGUAUUUGCAUGUUAUAGAAUAAAUAAACAAAGUUAAUAGUUAAAAUCGAAAAAUAAGAAAAGGUGAAAAAAUUGGUUCUUCUAAUUUUUUUUGCAAAAAUCAACAACAACGAUCAGCAAACACGAAUACAUGGCUAAAACAACAACAAAUCGCACGCAAUUGGAUAUAUAACAAACGGAUAUACUCGAAAACACAUACAAUUGCGUCUAAAUGUUUUAGCCUUCACACAUGCAACCUACACGCAAGACAACAACAACAACAAACAAAUUAAAUAAUAACCAGCCAACACAAUCAUGCGUAUUAAUUGAUACAACUUAAUACCUUAUGGGACAUUUUCAUUCAAUUAAUGGCAAUUUAAUAAAACCAUAAUCGUCAGUUAAUUCCAUUAAGUAAACACAAGAAAAGAAGAGGAGAGAAGGAAGCUGAAAGAGAUGUGCACACAUUUAAAGAAGCAAAAAUUUAAUACAAAUUCAAUUAAUUUGUGACGUGAAGGUGUGAGAGCCAAAUCAAUACAAAGGCGACAUCUUAAGCACAAAGAUUUCAAGCAAUCGAACAACAACAACUAACACAGUAACAGCGACAGCAACUUUUUUCAAACUCCAACGGUCAAUUGUGCGCAACAACCCUCAUUGGACAAGUGAGCACGAUCAGCCCGAAAGAACGUUAAGAGGGACGGCAACAGACAGGAAGGAAGGAAGGAAGAAAGGAAGUGAGAAGGCAAGGAAACACUCAACAGUCAACAGCAGAAAAGCAGUCAAGCGAGCGCACAAUUUCAUAUCGCUAUGGGAAAUUCAUCAUCACACACACACGAACCACUAGAGCGCGGUUUCACGCGCGGAAAAUUUGGUGAUGUCAAAAAUGGGAAAUCCGCAUCAUUUCGUUUUAGCAAGAAAUCACCAAAGAAAAUGGAUCGUUUACGUCGAUCCUUUCGUGAUUCGUUUCGUCGUCGGAAGGAUCGUGUACCCGAAUCAUCGAAACCUCACCAAUGGCAGGCAGACGAAGAAGCUGUACGUUCAGCGACCUGUUCGUUUGCGGUCAAAUACUUGGGUUGUGUUGAGGUAUUCGAAUCGCGCGGUAUGCAAGUUUGCGAGGAGGCCCUAAAAGUAUUAAGGAAUUCGCGCCGUCGACCCAUACGCGGGGUGCUGCACGUAAGCGGCGAUGGACUGCGCGUCGUGGACGAUGAAACAAAGGGCCUCAUUGUCGAUCAGACCAUCGAGAAAGUGAGCUUCUGUGCGCCGGAUCGUAACCACGAACGCGGCUUCAGUUACAUUUGUCGCGAUGGCACCACGCGUCGUUGGAUGUGUCAUGGCUUUCUAGCUUGCAAAGAGUUGGGUGAGCGCCUCUCCCACGCCGUGGGUUGCGCUUUUGCCGUUUGCUUGGAACGUAAACAGCGACGUGAUAAGGAAUGUGGCGUCACAAUGACAUUCGAUGUAAAGAAUUCAACAUUCACACGCACGGGCUCGUUCCGUCAGCAAACUUUGACCGAACGUUUGGCGCAAGGUGAGACACCAUCGGCCGCUGUGCCACCACAGCCUAAACCCUACAACCCCUUCGCCAUUGAACGACCACAUGCCACACCAUCAAUGUUGGAGCGUCAGGGCUCGUUUCGUGCAUUCAGCACCAUCGGCAGUCAAUCGCCAUUCAAACGGCAGAUGUCACUGCGCAUCAACGAUCUUCCGUCCAAUACCGAAAGACAGAAGGCAUUUUUGGCAGCCGCCACUGGCGGUGGCUCACUCGCCGCCGCUUUGGCCACACCAAAUCGUAGUGUUUCACCAAUACCAGAGAUCUCACCAGCUAAAAUGGGCAUUGCAGAUAUGGAUAACGGUUGCGCCACCAUCGAUACGGUCAGCCAAUUGUGUCAGGAGCUCAGUCAGGGGCUUUCGUUGCUUACGCAAACCGAUGCAAUGAUCGCUGCUGGCGAUGAUCUCAAUUUCAAUAAUAACUUGAGCAUUAAUCAGAAUAUCAUUGCCGCUGAUAAGACGCUACAACAACAAAAGGGAAUCUCCACACCAACAUCAUUGCCAGCUGCAAGUAGCAGCAACCAUAGCAUCUCAGCCGGUAGUCGAGUGUACGAGUAUGGUGAUGGUGCAGUGAGCAGCAAUUCAAUUAGCGUGGGUGUAGCGGCCACCACGCCCACAGCUCAAGUGGCGCCACGUGUCUCAUCAAUAUCGCCGGUAUCUACAAAUUCGCCAGUGCAUACGCCAACAACACCAACGUUGACAAUGACGCCGCCACCAGUACCAUUUACCGGCGGACGCCCAGUGGAGAUGGUUGCACCACUGCCCAACGCGGAACAAUGGUUGGGUGAGGUGGUUAGAAAGACAUCGCCGGCUUUAUUAAAACGUGCGCCACGUCUGCUCAACUCAACCGGGCGUACACAAUCAAUGAGUGCUGCACCGCCCUUAGGUGUGGAUCCCUUCGAUGCCGAAUGGGUUGCGGGCGUGACGAAGCCACUCUCACCCGAUCUACCAGUGGCUGAUGUAGCCACAACGCCAGUAGCAGCGGCAACGCCGGUAACACCUGUGAUCGGCAGUAGUAUAGCACCAAUACACCACAGUACCAAUCCAUUUAUAUCACCGCCGAAGGUACCGGCGCAAACGUUCCAGGUGCAACUGUAAAGAUCGUAAUAGCGCAGACGAGGGGGAAUAGCUUAUGUUAAGGAAGAGGACUAGAGUUUAGGUACUCAAAUAAUGUUGGCAGUAAGAAUUUACAAAAGUUGUAAAAUGCUAUGGGGUACGAAUGAAGAGAGAGGAAGAGAGAGAGAGAGAGUGUGAGGAGGUAUGUUGUGCAGCAAAAAAUACGAAUACGAAGGCAGAACUAAAAUUUAAAUGCAUGCACUGCAAAGUGAUAAAGAAUAAAUGUGUUGGAACUAGCUACCAAUUAGUUAUUUUCGGACCAGUUCAUUUUUGACUAUAUUUUAAACUAGGUGUUUUGCAAUCAACUCAAUUUGUCAACUGAAAAGUAAAUUAUAAUUGUUUUUCAGUUUAGCAAAAAUUUUGAAAUACUGUAAAUGGAACUGGUUACUUGCGGUGCAGUAUGCAUACUAGUUGAAAUGUUGAAAUCAAUUUUUUUUUUUUUAAUUUUAAAUAGUAAAAGUAUGUGUAUUUUUAAAAAAAAAAUAUAACCUCUAGUAAUUCUGCCUGAAUUUUUGAGAUUUUCCUCUUGAACGCUUGAAUCUUUGAAAUUACUUGAGCACGCCACUGGGGCGAGAAACCCGAUAAUAGAGAGUAACGGUGUUAUUAUGCAUUACCUACAGCUAAAUUAUUAAUGUUAAAUGUACUUAAAUAGUUUGUAAAUUAAUUAGUAAUUAACAGAGACCAACAGCCGAAACAGAAUUACUUAAAGUAAUGCAAUGAAACAGAACAAAAGGAAAAAAUAAAGAAAUUAAAAUGCAAAAAAAAAUGAAUAAAUUAAAAAAGCUGGGCAGCACGCCAAGUGAUAAACGAGAACGCAAAGAGAUGUGUAGUAAAGUAGUGGUAUAGCGAAGAAA
This is a messenger RNA of Ceratitis capitata (Mediterranean fruit fly), 4393 nucleotides long. RefSeq names its product protein numb (gene numb). Lineage: Eukaryota; Metazoa; Arthropoda; Insecta; Diptera; Tephritidae. The record is from RefSeq and is a predicted model, not a curated record. The transcript is spliced from 4 exons. The coding region runs from base 1686 to 3521 and encodes 611 amino acids.